Messenger RNA from Acipenser ruthenus (sterlet), 4621 nucleotides. Its product is annotated as proton myo-inositol cotransporter-like. Gene Ontology annotation, molecular function: myo-inositol:proton symporter activity. The record is from RefSeq and is a predicted model, not a curated record. Gene Ontology annotation, cellular component: membrane. NCBI's taxonomy places the organism in Eukaryota, Metazoa, Chordata, Actinopteri, Acipenseriformes, Acipenseridae. Gene Ontology annotation, biological process: transmembrane transport. The coding region runs from base 269 to 2194 and encodes 641 amino acids. The transcript is spliced from 10 exons.
CUUCUCAGUGCACACUCAAUCGUUUGGAUCACUUCCUGGCGGUACAACUGCAGAGCUGCAACAGUGUAACUUUAUGGAAGUGAAACUAUCAGGACACUGACACACAGUAGCCAGAAGGAGCGUUGUUUUUUCAAAAUAUGUUUUAACCUUACUUUUUAUAUUCGGAAAAUAGCUCUUAGCCUGAAAAUAUAACUACAUUAACAAAUAACAGAUUGUGCUUCGCUGUUAUUGAACCAAAUCAUAAUACUCUUUAUUUGGUUAUUUCCUUAUGUCCCGCAAAUCCAGUGACCAUGAAUAUAACCUUCGAAGCUUAAGCAAUCUGAUGGGGGAGAGAAGGAAGAAACCGAACGACGAUAGUGGAGAGCGAAGCCUCAUCAAGGCUGCCUCCAGCUCCAGCAUCAACAGCCAUGCUACAGCCACCGCUGCGUCCACUGGGGACUUGGAAAGGGCAGCCCGCAAGCAAUUUCAGGAAGAUGUCACCCCGAGUUUCGUGUACGUCCUGGCGGGUUUCUCUGCGCUGGGUGGCUUUCUGUUCGGCUAUGACACUGGGGUAGUAUCGGGAGUGAUGCUCCUGCUCAAGAAAGAAAUGAAUUUGAGUGCGCUGUGGCAGGAGCUCUUGGUUUCCAGCACGGUCGGCGCAGCGGCGCUGUCAGCCCUGGCUGGCGGGGUGUUGAACGGGUUUUGGGGCCGCAGACCGUGUAUCUUACUGGCCAGCUUUCUGUUCUCAGUUGGGGCGGUAAUGCUAAGCGUUGCUCCAAGUAAAGAGAUUCUGCUCGUAGGACGCAUUGUGGUUGGACUUGGAAUAGGUGUUGCUUCCAUGACUGUACCAGUAUACAUCGCAGAGUCUGCCCCCACUCAUUUAAGAGGAAGAUUAGUUACAAUCAACACACUCUUCAUCACUGGAGGACAGUUAUUUGCGAGUGUCAUUGAUGGGGCCUUCAGUUAUCUUCCUAAGGAUGGAUGGAGAUACAUGCUGGGCCUUUCUCUUUUCCCAGCGGUUCUUCAGUUCUUUGGGUUCCUGUUUCUUCCAGAAAGUCCACGUUGGCUAAUCCAAAAAGGCAAGACACAAAAAGCUCGACGGGUUCUCAGUCAGAUCCGUGGCAAUCAAAACAUUGACGAGGAGUAUGACAGCAUCAAAACUAGCAUUGAGGAUGAGGAGAAAGAGUCUGGAGGAGAUGGUCCAGUCAUAUGGAGGAUGCUGACCUAUCCCCCAACUCGGAGAGCUCUCAUCGUGGGCUGUGGAUUGCAGAUGUUUCAGCAGCUGUCUGGCAUCAACACAGUCAUGUACUACAGUGCUACCAUCCUGCAGAUGUCAGGGGUUAAAGAUGAUAAAAUGGCAAUCUGGCUAGCAGCAGUAACAGCGUUCACAAACUUCACUUUCACUCUGCUUGGUGUUUGGUUGGUGGAAAAAGUGGGCCGCAGAAAACUGUCCCUUGGCAGUAUAGCAGGUACAGCUCUGAGCCUGUUUGUUCUAGCCGUUGGGUUUUUGGUGUCUGCCCAACACUCCCCGCCCAUCACCCUCCAUCCAGCAGACCCCUCAACUCCCAAUAACACCUGUACAACAUACGGAUUCUGCAGUGACUGUAUGCUGAAUCCAGACUGUGGGUUCUGCUACCUGCUGAAUGGCUCCUCUGUAGUUGACUCUUCCUGUGAUCAUGUCAAUAAGGCAUCUACAGGAGAAGCCGCCUGGGGCAGGUGUUCAAACGAAACAGCUAUGGCAGAUGGAACAUUUUGGGCUUACAAUUACUGUCCCACUUCCUACUCUUGGACCGUACUUAUGGGUCUUGUUAUGUAUCUUAUAUUUUUUGCACCAGGAAUGGGAACUAUGCCUUGGACAGUUAAUUCUGAGAUAUACCCACUUUGGGCCAGAAGUACAGGGAAUGCCUGUUCAUCAGGAGUUAACUGGAUGUUCAAUGUUCUGGUUUCAUUGACAUUCCUCCAUGUGACUGAGUACCUGACCUAUUAUGGUGCUUUCUUCCUUUAUUCAGGUCUUGCAGCCCUGGGGUUCCUUUUCAUCUAUGGAUGCCUUCCAGAGACGAAAGGAAAGAAACUGGAGGAAAUUGAAUCAUUAUUUGAAAACCAGCUUUGUACGUGUGGUGUUUCAGAUUCUGAUGAAGGGAGACACGUUGAAUAUAUUCGGGUGAAAGGAAGCAAUUACCAUCUUUCUGACAACGAUGCCUCUGAUGUAGAAUAAUUUAUGCUGCAGCUUUUAGUCAUUUAGUAAUUUAAAGGCCUUCUGGGGAUGAGCAGUUACUGGUGACCUCUGUACCCUGCUUCUGGUCUGUUUCUGAAUUGUGUUAUCUUCAUUAAUAUUCUGGUUUGCUCUUGUAUUUGAUGGAAAAAUAUGUUCAUUAAAUCUAUCAACCUAUUCUUCAGCUAUGAAAACCCAAAACAUGAUUUAUAUCCUGAAUUACUGUUAAUGGAACAUUCCGUUGUGCAAACAUUAAACAUUACAAAUAUCUGGAAAUUUUAAUAGCAGUCUUUUGUUUUUAGUUCCUUCAUCCUUUUACAAUUUUCAAAUAAUGAGAACAUAUGGAUGUGAAACUAGAAAUACUGCAGUUUCAGAAAAUAUGACACUGUCUUUGAUAUUAGUGCAAAUGUCAAUAUUUAAUACAAAUCUUUUUUUUCCAUCUACUACAGUGCUUUUAUGCUGCUUUACACACACUUUAAGGUUGUUGGUAUAUUUCCUCCUCAACUUUGCUUCAACUUCACCUUUCAGCUCAUUCCAAUCUUAAUAUUUUAUUGGGAUAAAUAGAAUUAUAGUCAGAAUAUAGCUCUGCUAUAUAGAGACAUGUGCAAACAUGCACAUUUGACAAUAGCAUUCGCUAUAUAGUACUAUUACACCCUGAAAUGAACAGUAUUUCGUUUUGUAGCUGCUCUACCAAAAAGGGACAUCAGGCACCAACUGCGCUAUGACACCAGAAUAAUGGAUGAAAUUUCCUAUAUUUCGGUAAGCAUUAGUAAAAUUAAUAAAUAAAUAUUGCACAUACCCAAUGCUCCAGUAUAUGGCUUACAGGCAAAUAUUAGAUGUUUUAAUAUUUAAAUUACAUAAUUAAAAAAAAAAAAUGAGAUCAUGAAAGUUCUGAUAAACUGCCAUUCAACAUUGUAUUUCAUAUUACUGUAUACAUUUAAAUUUUUUGCAGUUGUAGUACUUUUUAAAGUGGCACCUUACCGAAAGGAUGAGAGACACAAGGAAAGAUAUUCUCCAGACCAGAAGCAGACUUUUUCUACAGAACAGAUUUUGUUUUUUGUUUUUUUUUUAAUUGCAGGUAAAACAUUUACAGUUUACACAGUUGUUGCGUAUGAAAUUGCAUACUAACACUAACCUUUUUUUUAAGCAAAAGGGUAGUUAUAUGGUUUUGUGGAAAUGUUGUUUUCUGUCUUCCUCUGUAGCCUUGUGUACACAAAAUGGGUACCAAUAUCUAUCCAAGUGGCAGAGUUGAUACAUUUGUUUUAAAUGUUAAAUGUACUUUGAAAGUGUUCUGUUUUUAAAAUAAUGAAAUGCAAAUGCUGCAUUAGCUGGUAUAGUACUGUAAACACCUUAAUAGUCAGUUAUUCAUAGAUUUAAGUGUCAAGAUAAGAUUUUAAAGCUGGCUUCCGGUACCUAAGAGGAUUAAAAAUACGUUGUGUGCAUUGUUUGUGACGAAAACAUUAGAAAACAACUGCUAAUAAUAUCAAUGGUCUGUUCAAUGGUGAACAUUUUUACUUCAACAUAUCUUCUAUUUAAAGGUUAUUAUACUGUUUUGUGCCAAAUUAUCUGUAGGUGUUUACCCAAAGUCUAAUGUAAUACACAUUCUGUCAAGGUUUCUUUUUUUAUUUCUAUAGUUCACUACAGGAAUUGGACACUUGUGCAAUUAAAUGAUUAUUUAAUGAUAGUAAAAUGUGUGUAUUUUAUUUUUAAAAUGAAUGUAGGCUUGAUUAUAGGGGGAUUCACAUUGUGUUCUUAAAGAUGUAUUUUUAUGUAUUAUGAACAAGAUUUUUAAAGCACAUUUUUGCUUGGUGUUGCCAAGAUUAAUAUCAUUUUAUAGAUUGUCAGAGAAUGACAACUGGUAGCCUUCCAUUCCAGUACAAACUUAUUUUAUUACUAACAGCACCAUCUACCCAAUUAGUAUCUGAUUGGAAAACCUAGUUUACAUUUGAUACUAAGUUACGCAGACUACCCAGUUACAUCUUUGACAUGUUGAAAUUAGCAUGUAUUACCCAGCCAGUAAUCAGAAUACAAAUAGACUGGUAAAUAUGAAUAUAAUAAACUUGAAACUGUACAGUUCUAAAACAAUCAAAAUGUUUAUUCAACCAGAAUUAGGUUCCCUAAAUAUAUCAGACAUUACAAUCUUGGUAAUCUUGAAAUGAAUGUUUAUUUUUGUGUUUUUUUAUCGUUAUUCAUGGCAUCUGGAAUUGUAUUUCUAAAUAGUGAACAGAUGCAAUUUUCCUAUGUGAAACAAAUGGAAUUGAAAAUGUGUUUGUACAGUUUAUGAAAUAUUAGUGUUGUAUAGUUAAUUUGGUUCUUGUUGCUGUACAUGUUUAAUUAGAGUUUUAUCUUUAUAUAUAAACUACAUAUAUUCAUUAAAUGCAAUCACUUGACUAUGUAAAUGGUAAAUAAAUAUAAUCUAAUUACCUAGCA